CUCCCUUCGCACCAUCCCUCAUUUCCCAUUCCCCGCCGAGAGAGAGAGAGAGUGUUGCCAUGGCUUCCGCUGCAUCAUCUUGCCCCAUGGUCCUGGUUUUGGACGUAAUCCUCUUCGCCUUUUUCCUCGUCCUCAUCGUCUGCGCUCCUCUCCUAGACGCGCAGGCCGCGCUCCCUUCCACCCUCUUCCCCGAUCCCCUGCUUCGUAUUGCUUCCUGGUACAAAGAUCGGUUCGGCGACUACCUCGCCUCGGAGCGUCCCUUCUUCUUCGUGGGGCUGGUCUGGCAUGAGCUGUUCUUCAUCUGGCCUCUCGCCAUCGCCAACGCCUACGCCAUGCUCGCCAGGAGGUCCUGGUUCAAUACCACCUGCCUCAUCUUGGGAUCCUCGCUCCUUACCUCCAUGGCUGCAAUCUUGGGAGAGCUGGUUCUAUCAGGCAAGGCAUCGGAGUCACUUCUGAAGUUGUAUGUCCCCUUUGCCGGUUUUGCGCUGUUGGCCUUCGCUCGUGGUCUCAUGCCUUGCGGGUGCACCAGCAACCCUCCCGCCACCUCCACCAAUGCCAGGAAAAAGAGGGCCUAAGAAAAUCGGGCUUUUCAUUUCCAUUCCCGUGUUUCGAACCCUUGAUAUUUCCUAUUGUCAACAUCUUUCUCUGGUUGACGGAAAUCUGUGGUUUUGGUGGGGAAACUCGUUUGUUUUUACUUGUGAGUUCGAACUGUGUCCAUUGCUUCAGAAGCUAACAUCGAUUCUUAAUUUGGCAAUCUGUCUCUCUUUAUUCUCGA
Molecule: messenger RNA, 775 nt
Organism: Nymphaea colorata (pocket water lily)
Lineage: Eukaryota; Viridiplantae; Streptophyta; Magnoliopsida; Nymphaeales; Nymphaeaceae
Exons: 2
Coding region: 60-575 (171 amino acids)
Cellular component (GO): endoplasmic reticulum
Source: RefSeq, a predicted model, not a curated record